Molecule: messenger RNA, 3633 nt
Organism: Thamnophis sirtalis
Lineage: Eukaryota; Metazoa; Chordata; Lepidosauria; Squamata; Natricidae
Gene: GJA4
Product: gap junction protein alpha 4
Biological process (GO): cell-cell signaling
Cellular component (GO): connexin complex
Molecular function (GO): gap junction channel activity
Source: RefSeq, a predicted model, not a curated record
CGAGUGCUCGGAAUUCCAGGAGUGUUUGUUAUAUAUUCCCAUUCUGCAUCUGAGCUUGACCGCAGUUUCUCUUUGGGAGCAGAAUUGAUAUCAAGAAAAUUAAGCCAAAAACGUCUAAUGAGAACUUUUAAGUCAGGAAAAGCCCUUUGAUUUGCGGCACAAGAUGGGAGACUGGGGCUUCCUGGAGAAGUUACUGGACCAGGUGCAGGAACAUUCAACAGCCAUCGGCAAGAUCUGGUUGACCGUCCUCUUCAUCUUCCGCAUCUUGAUCCUGGGUCUAGCCGGGGAGUCCGUUUGGGGGGAUGAGCAGUCCGAUUUUGUGUGCAAUACCAAGCAACCCGGCUGUACCAACGUCUGCUAUGACAAUGCCUUCCCUAUUUCCCAUAUUCGUUACUGGGUGCUGCAGUUUCUCUUUGUCAGCACCCCAACUUUGGUCUAUCUGGGGCAUGUCAUCUACCUCUCCCGACAAGAGGAGAAGCUAAAGGAAAGGGAGCACGAACUCCGGGCAUUGCAAACCAAAGAUUACAAGGCAGCAGCUAUGUUGAUGGCGGUGGAGAAGAAGAUGGCCAAGAUCUGUGUGGCUGAAGAUGGACACAUUAAAAUCCGCGGACCUCUAAUGUGGACCUAUGUCAUUAGCGUGAUCUUCAAGACCAUCUUUGAGGCAGGCUUUCUUCUUGGCCAGUGGUACCUAUACGGCUUUGUCAUGCAUGCUAACUAUGUGUGCAAAGGUCCUCCAUGCCCAUACCUUAUAGACUGUUUUAUGUCCCGUCCCACUGAAAAAACCAUCUUCAUCCUUUUCAUGCUGGUAAUGGGCUUGAUCUCCCUUGUCCUCAACAUUUUGGAGCUUCUCCAUCUCUUUUGCAAGCACGCGCUCAAAAGGGUUAAGGAAAGAGACUGCUGCUCCCCAUCGUCUGCUCCCCCUCUACCCUUCGAUGCCAACAGCAUGGGUAAAAUGCCAACGGGGCCUUAUCCGCCAGAUAAACCCUAUUUCUACCUCCCCAUGUCAGACGGGCAUGCUCCACCCUACCAGGGAUACAACAAGCUCUCCAGUGAGCAGAACUGGGCCAACUACAACACAGAAGAAACCCUGGCCUUGCAAAACCAGAUGAAUGCCCCUGAUCUCUUUGCAACGGUAGCCCCUGGGAUCCGUCCCUCUCCAGACAGGCAGUCCAGCCGACCAAGUAGCAGUGCUUCUAAAAAACAGUAUGUCUAGCAAGCAGCCAUUUGAAGUGUAAGCUCCAUGGGGGCUUCCUUGAGAGCAGCCAAGUUUCUCCUGAGGGUCUCUUCAUGCGAAAGGCUCCAAUAUGAUUCCUUACCAUGGAAGAAAGAGGCUGGGCCUCGGGAUUCUUCCCAGGUGCUUCCCAAGUUGUUGCCACAGUAUUCUACUGCCCAGGUGAGAACCAGGACUUGAAUGCAUGGACACAGACUGAACUUGUGGAUCCACCAAAAGUGUAAAAAGACAAACAAUCUCAUAGAAGUCAUUGAAGUGGCUGGUUAACGAGCAUUUUAAGAUGGAGUGCUAAAUGUUGAUUCCUGGAGGAAAAACAUAAGUAGUUGGGUCUGUAUUUUGAGGUGUCUUGUGACUUGCAGAUCAGCAAACAGCCACCGGACCACAAAGGGAGGAGGGUAGGUAGAAGAGAAACUAGCUUGGACUAUCCAAACUGAGUUUCAAAUACUGGAAGUAAAUGCAAGCUGAAAAGGAGAGUGCAGAAUAAACGCAGGGAGGAACUUCUGGUAUGUCACCUUUUUAGGAAUGGACAUGUGAGCAGGUUGAGGAAAGUCAUUCGUCAAGCAGAUUUUGUUUUCAUGUUGCAGUUGUCAAAUUUCUGGGCAGCUUACUUAUUAAAUACUGCAGCUCAUCUGCCAUUUGCAUAUUGUUCCAAGUAGGCAUUAGGGAGAAUAAUUGUUGUUGCUCAUCUUAUCUUAUUAAAUAUGACUCCUAUUUAAGUAUGGAGCUGAUAUGGCUUUGGUCCUCUGGGGUUGCUUUAUAAAUGUCUUCCAUCUAACACAGUAGAAAAGUUUUCAAUCUCACCAUAUAUUUGAAGCUCCAAUUUCUGUCUCCACUGACACUGAGUGAACUUUGGGUCUGCAAAGGGCUCUCUCUACAUUUCCCCCCCACCCUUCAACUGGUAACUUGGAGAAACUGAAUCAAAAUGGUUCACUGUGUAAAUUAACUCCCCUUUCUCCAUCUCCUUGGUUAUGUAAUUCCAUCUCUCCUUCCGUCACGACUCUUUUUUUAGAGAUUGGCCUUCCACAAGCUAAAUGCUCUUCAACCAGAGGUGGGUUCCUACAGGUUUGGGCAAGUAGGUAGUAACUCAGCUGGCCACAUCCCUGAACCAGUUUUAUUGGCAGCACUGCAGAUGCCACCAUCUUGUCUUUUGCUUCUGCGCAUGGCCAAAAUAUUUUUUUUGCCUACUGUGCAUGCACCUGAAGCACGUCCUGAAGCCCAAAGUGCGUCCCUGAGUGAAUCAUCAGUAGAAGGAGCUGGAACCUACUCUUGCCUUCAACCCUGAUGGGGCUACAGGUCCUCAGGUUUCCAGCCAUGGUGGUUUGGGAUGUUGGGCACGAAGAUCCCAGCACAUCUGGAAGAUACCAAAAUAUGAAAAGCUGCAGCAGGCACACAUUUCUCUUGGUUUUCAAUGGAUCAGAACCUCAUCAGAACUUCAUUCUGAUGGUUCUGGGAAGCCACAUUCCUUCGUAGACAAAAGACUAUUGUGUCAUCUGAACUUUACUCAGUAUAAAUUAUCCAUUGGCGAUACACUCUAAAUAUUGAAAGCUAUCUGGCCUUCUCCAGUGUAGCUGCUCAUCCAUCCUUCUCAUUGCAAUCAUUAUUUGUGCAGGGCUCUGUCAAACAGAGAUUACUCCUGAAUGUUUGAGGUCAAUAUUGUGUUAUAUAUGUGUAUCCUUAUGAAUCGUUGCGGUGGUCAGCCUCUCUCCUGGCUUCCUAUUUGUACCUUCUUUUUUAUUAUGUGUUCUAAUUCUUUCACAUCGUAGGACUGUAAGCACAAGCUGGAUCCUUGGGUGUUAAAACCACAACCUUUCCUGCAAUGGGAAAGUAAUGUGGAUUUUUUAAAAAUGCUCAUGUGUCAGCCUUUUUGGAAAAGGUUCCUGCCUCUCUCUGGAUUAAAUCAAAGGAGCAGGGUGGUUUGGGGGUUUUGUGUUUGGAACUGCAAAAAUAUAUGCUUGGGAAACUGACUUUUGUUGCUGCAGGUGAAAAGCUUGUGAUGGUUAAAAAAAAUAGGAUCGCUCUCCAGCUUCAAUCAAGAGCCGGGGUCCCUAAGCAUGGCAACUUUAAGACUUGUGGACUUCAACUCUGACUGGAGAAUAUUGGAAGUCCACAAGUCUUAAAGUUGCCAAAUUUUGAAGACCUCUGAUAAAGAGCAAAUUGUGAUAGGAAGAGAUAAGGGGGCAAGGACCUUUUUCUCCCCAUCUCUACCGAACUCUUUCUGAUAACUAAGCUGUGAAAAGGAGAUGGUUGGAUGUAGAGAACUCACCUGUGUGCCUUGGAUGGAGAUGUCUUGGAUCAACGUGGCCAUUAAGAAGAUAGUUCCACAUCACCAGUUCAUAACCAAUGUUCACAUUUGUAGGGCGCACGAUGGAGGGUUAUGGGUAUGCACUCUGUGUUUGCGUCUU